Messenger RNA from Pelmatolapia mariae (spotted tilapia), 5216 nucleotides. RefSeq names its product sperm flagellar 2 (gene spef2). Bases 122 to 5176 code for a protein of 1684 amino acids. The transcript has 37 exons. The record is from RefSeq and is a predicted model, not a curated record. Gene Ontology annotation, biological process: sperm axoneme assembly. Gene Ontology annotation, molecular function: protein binding. Lineage: Eukaryota; Metazoa; Chordata; Actinopteri; Cichliformes; Cichlidae. Gene Ontology annotation, cellular component: manchette; sperm midpiece.
UGUACCAGUGGGAUAUGCUCCGCUGUUUUUUCUGACGUUAUCCUGGAGCUAAAAUGUCAUACUCUUAGUAGCGUUAGGUGGUGUGUUGUCUGAGUAUAAAUGUAAGAGCUGAAAAAGUGCGAUGUCGGAUAUAUUGUGCCGGUGGCUGAACCAGGAGCUCCAGCUGUCAAAGGCUGUAGAGCCAAAGACCAUUGCCAAAGAUUUCGCCAGUGGUUACCUAAUGGGGGAAGUUUUGCAUAAAUAUCAGCUGCAAAACGAUUUCAAUAUGUUUAUGAAGAAAGACACCUCCGUCUCCAAACUGAAUAAUUUUACCCGCCUUGAGCCUACUCUCCAAUUACUUGGGAUCUCCUUCGACAUAAACACAGCCCAAGACCUAAUUCAGGAGAAGCAGGGGGCUGCCACACGCCUCCUAUACCAACUCUAUGUCUCACUUGAGACGAACAGGAAAGCAGAAAUUAGUGGGACAAUGAUGGAAAUUAUGCAGCCAGCAGGAUGUGCAAGCCUGCACAAAAAGGAGCAUCAGAUCUAUUCUGACCGACUGCGUCAGGUGGUGAAACGUGAUACAGAAUUGAAACUCCAGAAAAUUUCCCAGCACUAUGAGGAGAAAUUCCAGCAGUUUGUGGUGACCCCUCCGAUCGAGCAGAAGAGACAAGUCAAAGUCCAGGAUGAGAAAAGACUGAAGAAUAUUGACAAGUUGCAGGCAUUUCAUCAGAAGCACAAAGGCAUGACUUUUAACCAGACCACUUAUAUGCAGGUGCCUAAGCCACCUCCAUACAUUUCACAGCUCAGCCUAAAGAAGAGACAGCAGCAGCAGAAGCGCAAAGAACGGCAAGCACAGAUAGUCCAGACUGAAAUAGCCCAGUUUGAGACAAACAGGAAGAAGGUAAUUACUGCUGGGUUAUCAUCAAGUGGUCAGUCCCCCAUAGAUUUUUCCCUUGGUAGCAGCAGUCAGGGCCGUGAUUUGCUUGGACGUGGAAAUAAGGUGAUGUUACAGUCCAGCAACAGGUACAUACAAGAAAUCCGAAAGAGGCUGGAGGAAAAUGCUAUAGCUUGCAAGGAGAGAGAGAAAAGACAAGACAGAUUCCUGGUGGAGCAGCUCAAGGUCCAUGAAGCUCAGGAGGAGGCACGACGAGAGGAGCAACUGGUGAAGCGACUGACACGUCAGACUCAGCAGGAGCAGCGUUUGGCAACCCAGCUACUUCAGAUACGUAUGCAGAAGGAGGUCAUCCGAGAGAACCGCCUGUUCAGAGAACAGCAGUACCAGCAGCGGAGAGAGAGAGACUUCCAGGAAGCUCUGGACAGGGAGGCGGCUCUGGCUCAGCAGGCUAAGUUGGAUCGUGCAGAAGAGAUCAAAAAGGAGCUUGAAUUCUGUAACAGGAUUGCUGUUGAGAGAGCUCAAAGGAAAUAUAAGAAGCAUUUUGAGAACUGCAGGGGCAUUUUGGAGCAGAUAAUGGACUUGGCCACAAAGGUUGGAGAAUAUCGACUGCUCAAUGGAAAUCGGAUUCCAGAGAAGCUGAUGAGAGAGUGGAAGGAAUUGCUGUUCAGUGGUCUUCCACUUUACGAGCCAAUAAAGGACCAGCAGCCAGGGUUUGGGUUCCGUGAACCACUAAACACUAUAGAGCUUCAGAAGCAGGAGAUACUCAACAACCAGGACUAUGAUGAAUACACUAAUAUGGUGGGUGAGUGGGGAUUGCCAGAGGAAGCUGUGGAAGUGAAAUUACCCGUGACCAACAAUGAUAUUCUUGGGUACAUUGUCCAACGACUGAGGAACGUUGUUGAUCCACCCAUCGCUGAACCAUCAUCAUCUCUAUUUCCACACUUUAUCCUUAAGGCCUGUGUCCUUGGAAAGUUUUGCUCUGGCAAGACCACCUGCCUGUCCAAGAUUGCUGAAGCACAUGGCAUCUACGUCUUAUCGACUGAUACUUUGAUUGAAGAGGCACUGAAUGCUCACAAGAACGGAGAGCUUUCGAAGCGAGCCAUACAAGGAGCUGCUGUGGAAAAAGAGCUGAGGAAAGGGAACGCUAUCCCUAAUGAGCUGUUAGUGGACAUUAUAGUAGAGGCGAUCAGUCAGCUUCCAUCUCAGUCAGGUUGGAUUCUGGAUGGAUUCCCAUUUGGCAUCGCUCAGUCACAUCUUCUAGAGAAAGCCCUUGGUGGAGCUGUAUCCUUAGAAAAGGAAGUUGUAAAUAGCAGGAAGAACCUUGCUAAAGAUCCCAAUCCACCAAAACCUCCACCACCCCCUGCACCUGUGCUGGACCUAGUUUUGCUCCUGGAUAUCCCUGAUGAGCAUGCAAUCAGUCGUGGAUACACUAAAAUGGAUCUGGACGAUGCUCCUAGAACCUCCCAGCAUGCAGACAAGAAUGUGUAUCUGGCACAGAUUGGACACAGGAUAACAGCUUUUCAAGAUACCUGGCCAAAACUAGAGAAAUGGUUUGGCGAAAAGCAAAACAUUUUGGUCCGUGUUGAUGCAGAUGUAGACGUUCAGGAGCUUUAUAGUAGGGUGGAGUCUAUCCUGCAUCAAGCUAUGUUGAAAACACAGGGAGCUUUUUCCAGUCCUCCUGUUGAAGAUGCUGUACUAGACAGUGCAAAAGCUCCCAAGUUGUCCUCUUCAAGUGUACCUUCAGGUGUAGACCAGCCUACAGCUCUCACUGGAGAAACUGUUGAGCCCACAGAGUCCUGCUCCAGCCUUAAAGAGGAAAAGGUCCAAAGUCUCAGAGGGCCCAGUAGGAGUGCAUCAGUAUCCUCAGUGUGCAGUGUUAGCUGUCAAGGAGCCCCCAAAAACUCACCUAAGUCUAAAUCUUUCUGCCCCCGAUCAUCUGUCCAGCUCUAUGUGAAUGAGCCACUUCCUCCGGAGAUCCCAGAGUACCUGUGCUCAUACUGGGACACAUUGUGCGAUUCUUAUGUAGACGGUGUAAAGACGGUGAUGCAAGAGCUGCGCUCGCAACGCUCUGUUAUCAACCAUCACCUGUUUAAUAUCAGAGAGCGUUACAAACAUUAUUUGGGGCGCCCAGACUUAAAGCAGGAGUUAGUGUCUCAAUGGCAGAAGAACUUCAACAGCAUACCCGAUGAUAUGAGAGAAGAUGAGGAUACCAAAGAAGAGCUACAUCUGAGAUUGGAUGAGCUACGUGAACGUUUGUGGGACAUUACUGACAAGCGUAAGGAGCAGGAUGAGCAAGAGAGGGCUUCUCUCAUGAGUGAUGGUUGGUUGGAGGAGCACAUUGUUGUUCUCGUCAACCACCACUCUAUACUUACGCAGGUGGAGUUAAACCGCUUCCAGGAGACGCUCUGUAUUCUCAGGGUCUACUAUUUAAGCAUGUGUGGACAGAUGCUUCCCAAACCACUCUCAAAUUUUUUUUAUAUUCCUUUAAUGGAAAACAUAGAAAAUAAGGAUCAGGAUGAGAGUAGUGAACCACCAGGAUCAAGUUUGUGCAAUCUGGAUGAAGGAGAGGACAAGAAGAAGUUACAUUUUACUCCACUCAACAGACAUCCUGACGCCUCUGGAAGGGUCUCCAAGACAAAAGGCCAAGAUCAGCCAGAACCUGUUCAACCACCACACGAAAAACUGAUAUCUGGCUAUGAGGAAGCACUCACAGCUAUCAGCAAUCUGGUGUCAGGAGAAACAGACAGGUCGGAGAUAAAAGAGCAGGACGAGAAACUACCAGAGAAAGAAAAUGAGAAAGCCUCCACAAGUGAAAAUAAAAACAACAAACAAAAGCAGUCAUCCAAAAAAGAUCAGUCAUCCCCACCACAGACACCCAGCCAGGCAACAGCCGAGGAGAGAAACUCAGAGAAGCCUUAUAAUCCUAAAGUUAGAGAAAAAUUGCACAGAGAAUAUUCAGCUGCAGUAACUCAUGAGGAGGAUGCGGUAAAGGCCCGCAUUGCACUGGUGAAAGCUCAUGGUCUGGUGAUGGUACAGUCUCUGCAAAGCACAGCAGAAGAGAUUUUUGGCAACAUGGAGAAGUGGCUACACGAACGCUAUCUUGCAGAAAUGAAGAGCAUUGACCAAUUAACAGAAGUGGUUCACCACCACAUAGAGACUGAUGCUAAGUUGAAGAAUGAGUUGGUGUUGGAGUGUUCUGACUUCUAUCUGAAUGGAGACUGCCGUGUGGUUGCUAGCCCACUUCCCCCUCCCCGUCCACCUCCUUUGGAGAAACCCAUGAGGUCCACCCCAACCAUAGCUCAGCUAGAGUUACUGUACCAGCAGCUAUACAGCAUUUCUCCAUCAGGCUUCAUGUCUACGUCUGGGUUCUUCAGUUUGCUCAAAGAUAUCAUCACUACUAACAUGGGCAAAGACACCUUGCCUGAGCCCUGGAUGGACAAAAGUGAAUCACAGUUGAUGGAGAUUGUGUCUUCAUUGACGGACAGCUAUGAGAUGGUAGACUGGCAUCGGUUUCUGCUCAGUGCUGCUCUUCCUUGGCCAUUUCCUUUGUUAAGUCAGCUGCUGGAUGUGCUACAACAGUUCAAGGCAGCAGAUACUGGUGACACAGGCUAUAUAAAUGAGGAGAACUACCUGAGAACAGAGUUGUGGUUCUCCACUGAAAGUGUCCAGACUGUUCCUGAGGACCCCUCUGAGCCUGUACCUUAUGAGCGUCUGGCCAACCUUCGCAAGUUCUUUUUCCACAUGUUUGCAGACCACUCCUUCUCUCCCUCUCGAUUGGAUUAUGUGUCCAUGCUGAAGUACUUUGCUGCAGACCCCAACCCCACACAGGGCUUCAUCCGAGUACUUAGCGUGGUCCUUGGUCAAAAGCUCACGCAUUCCUCACUGAACCAUCUUGUCAAAUCUAUGCCCAUCAUAGAAGAGAAUGCAGACCUCUCCUCCUCUGAACUUGACUACAAGGAAGAACGUGCUCUCAGUGCAUCAAGCAUUUUGGGGGAUGAGCAGGAAGUGUCGAUCCCUGCUCUCCUUUCUGUCAUCUGCCACAAAAUCACUAAGAUGGAAGACAAAAGCCACGUUCCCUCCGGCAGCCCGAGUCAGAAGGAGCACACUGCGAACCUGGUGGAAGUAUUCAGAGAGCUGGGAUAUGAUCCUGAGGACCAUGUCCCUUUUUCCAUUCUCUCUCAGCAUCCUUCUGUUCUGUCGCUGAUGGAGAGUUGUACACACCACCAGCUUGUGAACAUUCAUGGAGUGUUACUGGACAGUCAGCAAGGAGGAGAGACUAACAGCUCAACACUUUCAUAAAGGAUAAGAUAAAGACAUAAUUCGGGCCGCACUGUGAAGA